This is a messenger RNA of Necator americanus (New World hookworm), 1125 nucleotides long. RefSeq lists its product as uncharacterized. Gene Ontology annotation, molecular function: pentosyltransferase activity. The record is from RefSeq and is a predicted model, not a curated record. Bases 1 to 1125 code for a protein of 374 amino acids. The transcript is spliced from 11 exons. NCBI's taxonomy places the organism in Eukaryota, Metazoa, Nematoda, Chromadorea, Rhabditida, Ancylostomatidae.
AUGGUGGAAUUCGUCGUUAAUAAGAAAACCAUACUUGGAAGAGCAGGAACCAUCGAAUCAUGGGGUCGUCACUUUGUGAAGCACGCCACGCCCUCAUGCAUGAUCUACCUCCGAGGUGGUCACAUACCACAUCUCACUUGGGAGGUCGCGCAGAAUUGGCUGAAACUCGAUCAAGUUCCCAUAUAUCAGUUAACGCUGCCAUCCCUGAUUGAGACGUCAAAUGUGAUCGGCAAAUUUGGAAAAGGGGCUCCUACGUUCUGCGGAAUGCCUAAAAACUCCCCAGUUCAUUUGCAUAUCACUGAUCCUCUUGGAGAAAUGAGGUCGGGAUUCAAUGAUACGAAAUCAAUUGCUCUCUUCACAAAAGGCGGGAAGAAACUGCUUGACGCGCACUGGCAUCGUGAAAUUAUCCGUAGUUUUCUGUGUGAUUCCUACGACACAAUGCUUGACUAUGAUGCACCAAAAGGGUCAUUAAAUAAGCGUCUAGCAAAAGGAAUCGAGAGAUCAAAGUCAUUCUGUGAUUAUUUGUUUGGAGAAGAUGAGGAUAGCGCAGAGGGUGCGGUGUUGAUUUCCUUAGGCGGUGGUCACAGUAACUAUUAUCGCCGAAAAUUUGCUGUAGAUGUAGGACUUAGCAAGAAAUGCGAUGGGUAUUCUGUGGAUCUACGGGGAUUUGUGCAUGGAAAUGAAGUGGAUCUUGGAGAAAUACGAGAGCUGGUAGAGGAGACAUUUGCCCCUUUGCCACCAGGUAAGCUUCGUUUUGUGGCUGGACCGUUCGAUCCUGCAAUGGUGCUGCAUUUAUCCAAACUAGGAUUCGACUUGUUCGACUCGUCAUAUGCAGUGAAGAUGGCCGAAGAGGCAAAAGCUAUCCGGUUAGCGGACGAUUUUCCGUAUUCAUCGCGCUUCGAGCUGCUAGAUUUUAACGUAGACAAAUACGCUGACGACUACGACAAAUUGUUCCAAUCUUGUGAGUGUUAUACUUGCAAGAAUUACACCAGGAUGUAUCUGCGGCAUUUGACGAACACCAAAGAGUUACUAGGACCAAUUCUACUUGUAAUUCAUAAUAUGAUGGAAUACCAUCGCAUGUUUUCCUUAAUAAGGACGGCUAUCGACGACGGAGAUGCGGUUUGA